Messenger RNA from Poecilia latipinna (sailfin molly), 2643 nucleotides. It is a transcript of the gene tspy, whose product is annotated as testis specific protein Y-linked. Gene Ontology annotation, biological process: nucleosome assembly. The coding region runs from base 625 to 2307 and encodes 560 amino acids. Gene Ontology annotation, cellular component: nucleus. The record is from RefSeq and is a predicted model, not a curated record. The transcript is spliced from 8 exons. Lineage: Eukaryota; Metazoa; Chordata; Actinopteri; Cyprinodontiformes; Poeciliidae.
AGAAAUUAAAAAAUGCCUUUAAUGCUGUUUAAAUACUAUUAUAUAUGGGGGAACUGAAUUUCAAUAUUUGGACGUUGUGUCCUUUUUGCGCAGUUAACUCCACCUCAGAUAGAACGCCAUGUAAACACACCCUUGCCGAUGAUUGGUUGAGAUGUUUUAGCGCGGCGUGGCGCAACCAAUCAGAGGAUUGUUUUUCUCUGGCGUCGUUUCACGGGUAGUAAGCUAACGGAUAAUGCAAAUCUAAACUUAUCUGGAGAACGCGGGUAGUUUCUGGAAGGGUGCAUUGUGUUGGUGGGUUUGAAUGGCUAAAUAAAGUAUUUCUUCUUGGGAUUAUAUUGGCGGAGAUGCUGUGGUGUCGUCAAGGCGAGGAUUCAAUAAUUGGGUAACGUAAGCUAACUAAGUUAGCUGCAGCUUGCCCAUUUUAACGUUCCCCGCGAGGCCGCGGAGAGUUACGAGAGCUGCUUCCUGAUCUGUGUUUACCAAUAAUGUAGUUUAAAGCUGCCAAAUAUAUCGUAACGUUGCGCUAAUUGUAGAAGCUGUUACGCCAACGGUGUAAUCGACCGCACUUAUCUUUAAGAGCCUGCGGGCCUCCUAGCCUGUUAGCACGUUCGCUAGCCUGCUAACAUGAGUGAAGUGACUGACUACAAACAGUCCGGUGACCCUGCAUCGAGGAAACGGAGCGCAUCACUCGACCUGGACGAAGACGAUGCGAUUCCUCAUAAGUUCGCUAAAGUAAGUGACGACGCAAAUGGAACUGGACAAACUUCAAAAAGUUGCGAAAACAGUGAAGUUGAAAGUAAAGAAGAAACUCAGAGGAAGCCAAAAGAUACUGUUGCUGAAGGAACUGCUGUGCAGACAGAUAAGGCUUCGGACCUUACAGAUAGCACCAGCGAGCAGCCCGUUAACAGCUCCAGCCCUAACAGUGACCAUGCCGACAUCACCGAGAAACCGCAGUCCUCAGAGGCCUCGGCACCCACCGAUUCAAAAGAGGAAACCCAGAAAACAGCUGAAUCAGUGCAGCAUCCCUCAACUCCUGUGGACCAGUCCGACUCCGCAGCCAUAGCAGCUGCUGAAGCACUGGCCAGUCUCACUGGCGGAGACGGAGAGGAAAGCCAAGAGACCCCGUGUUCAUCUGCAAAAGUGAGACCAGUGAAACAUGGAAGUAAAAACAAACAGCGGCCAGGCCAGCCUUCAAAAGUUGGCUCCAAAACACAGGCAGCUGCAGACAGCUCCACAUCAGCACGGAGUACCGACAGAGAAGAUAAAGAUGAUGCUGCCGAAGCAGACGAAGGGGAUGAAUCCGUCUCGGGAUCUUCCUCCACACCCAGCUCCUCUUUCCCAUCUGACAAUGAGGACAAUGAUGAUGGAGAGUGUGCGAUUGUGUCGGUCAAAAUGGCCCCAGAGAUGAGGCAGUCUGUUGCUCUGCUGGCACAAGUGCAGAUGAGACUUGAGGCUCUAGAGAAGAAGAGCGUCAGACUCCAUCAACGGCUGGAGCUGAAGAUUAAUCGCCAGAGACGCCCGCAUCUUGAUCAGAGAAGCUCCAUCACGAAAACCAUCCCGGGGUUCUGGGUGACAGCUCUGCUGAACCAUCCUCACCUCUCUGCUCACAUAGAUGAGACUGAUGAAGAUGCUCUUAGUUACAUGACUGAUCUUGAAGUCGAAUCUUUCAAAAACACCAAACUCGGCUACAGGAUUCGCUUCCACUUCCGACGGAACCCAUAUUUCCAGAAUAACAUCAUUAUGAAGGAAUUGCACCUUGGCAUGGGAGGGUCACCCAUGUCAUUCUCCAACCCCAUCCUCUGGCAUCGCGGACACAAUCUGACCGCUAACAGUGAGCCCAGGAAGUCAUGCCGCGGCGUUUACGAGACGUUUUUCAGCUGGUUCAGCGACCACAGCAACCCGGUGCAAGACGAUGUAGCACAGAUACUGAAGGACGACCUCUACAGAGAUCCACUGAGAUACUACCUCACUCCUCUCUGGGAACCGAGGGAGAACGGCAGCACCACAGAGGCCAGAGCAGCUGGAAACGGAAACGGAGAUGAUUGCGUGGUGAUUUCUGACUCGGACGACGAGCCAGGGGAGGACACUGGUGACGCCGAUCCAGGCCGCAGCAGGGAGGACGAGGAAGAGGAGGACGACGACGAUGAUGAAGAAGAAGAAGGUGCAGAAGAAGAAGAGGAGGAGGAGGAAGACGGCAGGCGAGCGAGUCCAGAUGAGAGCCAGGAGGAAGAGGAAGAGGAGGGCAGUGGAGAAAUUGUGAUCGACGGCUCUGACGACAGCGAUCAGGAGGAGGAGGAGGAGGCCUAAGAGGAAAAAGUGAAGAUAAACAGAUGCACACCAGUAAACCGCAGCGUUCAAACCACCUGCUGGUGUUCUCUAGGUCCUCUCUGUGCCUCCAAACCAGUCCUGGGUCAUCAGGACGCGGACGCAGGAUCUCUGGGAAGUCAUCUGACUGACUUCAGCGCUCUGGUUUUUAUAUUGUGGCUGCUGCGUUGUGUGUGUUUGAGCAAGCCGCUGUAGGGACGAGAAACUGGGAAUAUGAAGAGGAGACGCAGUGCAAACAUUGAAUCGUUCUUCCUGGUGUCAUUUUUAUGCACAAAAUAUCAGUCUUUUUUUUUUUUUUUUUUUUUUUUUUACCUAAAA